Molecule: messenger RNA, 3442 nt
Organism: Biomphalaria glabrata
Lineage: Eukaryota; Metazoa; Mollusca; Gastropoda; Planorbidae
Exons: 18
Coding region: 1-2946 (981 amino acids)
Source: RefSeq, a predicted model, not a curated record
AUGAUAAAUCCAGUUACAGCUUUAACCUUAAUCGCUUCAGUCAUCGUGAUAACCGCCCAAUUCACAUGUCUGUCGGUCUUGUCUGAGUCCCAAUGCAAACUGAUGUCCCACUGCGACUCAGAGUUUUAUCCGAAUUGCACCUGUUCUACAUGUUUACCACAUUUUUAUGGUGCUUUCUGCCAGUAUAAGAACCUAAUGUCUCCCGAGGAAUCACUGGUGGAAGUGCAUGACGCAAGAGAAAUGGGUCAGCUCUGCGAUGAGAAUCUCUCUACCUGUGACGAUGUCCCAUUGCACGAACAGCUAAAUAUCACAUUUAUUAAGCCAUUGGUAUUCAUAUACAUCCGGAUUGUAGCAAAUGAAUCUAUAGGGCGCAAUAUGUCCAUAAUAUUGGUUGCUUCAUCGAACACCCUGCAAGAAUGUAAUAUGACCAAUUCUCACGUUGUAGACAAGAACACCACAGAUAUCUACUGCAACAUCACCAGCACCAUUAGUAAGAUCCUCCUGACGUUCGACAAAGCGUACCGAAUCUGUGAGAUAUUCGUGAAUGGAGGUCGCAACAUGGCUUACGGCCAGGAAAUUGAGAUGUCCUCUGUUGCUCAGGGGUUCUGUGACAACGACAUAGCAGAUGGCGUAACACGCUACAACUCUACGUCCGAAGAAGGUGGCUGCGUUCGUUCGGACAGUUAUGACCUACACCCCCACGUUUCACUGACCUUCGGCUAUCCCGUCCUGCUGUGGCGAUUGGUUUUGUACGUCGCACCAAAAAAAUCUUAUAAACAUAAAUGUUCUUUGUUCUAUCUUCUGGGUCUAGGCAUAUUUCCGGACGACACCUUAAGAAAUUUUAAAAUAACUUUUUACGACACAAACCUUGUUCCAAUUCAUGAGUAUUUAGAGGCUACGAGCAGCUUCAAUGAGGUCUACACACUUGACCUCCUGAUGUCUCGCCCUGUUCAAAGUUUGACGUUAAGCCUUUGUAAAGCUAGUGAGGCGUUAAGUCUUUGUGAGAUUGAAACUUAUGGAGACUGCGACGUAUUUAACUGGGGUAUAGACUGCCAGUAUACAUGUCCAGAUGAGUGUCAGAAUGGAUGUUCCUCAGAAGACGGCUCGUGCAUUUAUUCCCCAUAUAUGGAAAAGAAAAUAGAGAUUGAUACUGUACAGGUAACAACCAUGUGUGAUCCAGGUUGGUUUGGGGAUGAUUGCCAGUACAGAUGUCGGUGCAAAGGUGCCUGCAGCUCAUCUGGUUUAUGCACUAACUCGACAUGCGAAGAUGGUUGGUUUGGAGAUUUCUGCCAAUAUCAAAACUACCUACAUUCUGAUUAUUCCUCGGUGAUUGGGCCAAUUAAUGUGACUAGACUUCUAUUAGAUCAAGAUGACUACACCUGCAUGGUGGUACGUGUCAAAGGAAUUGUUUCUUUUAAAUUCACCAACCCUCUGACGUUCACAUUUAUGCGAGUCAACGCGAGAAAAGCUAAAGCUGUAAGUGUCAUGGUUGAGUUUCAGACCUCAUCGAUGAAUAGAGUACCCUGCAGGAACCAGUUUUUAGGAUACAUCGUCAAAACGCGGAAUCUCGACAUAUACUGCAGUCUUAAUGACACAGUCAAAUUAUUGUAUGUGUCAAUACUACCACCUGCGGUAGUCUGUUCCCUUUAUGUAAACGGAGGAAGAAAUCUAGCGUACAGGCAAGAGGUUGAGCAGACGUCCAUCAGAUACGACACAUAUUUGGGUGCACCUUGGAGAGCCAUUGAUGGUGUCAGAGGUGGUAUAUAUUUAGAACAUGGCUGUGCCAGCCUUAAAAGCGAAGAAGACAACAUGUUCAAUCUUACAUUCAGGAGACCACCAAUACUCAAUCGAAUCGACUUCUACAACAGAGAUGACAACUUCAGCAAUCGUUUCAACAAUUUUAAAAUGAAAUUAUACAAUGCAACUGGCUGUGUGCUCUACACAUACAAUGACCAAUCAACUGACCUUGACAAGACGUAUUACAUGGUACAAAUCCCUAAAUAUCUUUCCUCGCCCAUCUGGAGGAUAUCUGUGUCGGCAAUGUAUGGAAAUCGCCCAAUGUUGACAAUCUGUGAACUCGAAGCAUUCGGAGAUUGUGUCAAAGGAACCUGGGGGCUCGACUGUAAUCAAAGUUGUCCAGAGCACUGUAAUGAAGGCUGUAAUACUAUGGAUGGGACAUGUUCAAGUUUGUGUAUGUUUGGUCGCAUUUUGCCAGAUUGUCGACAAGCUUGUUCUAUGGGAAAAUGGGGACCAGAAUGUGAGAAAAACUGUUCGAAAAAUUGCUACAGGGGAUGCAACAUUAACACUGGCCUAUGUGAUAACGGCUGCAUUGGCUUCAGUGAUCCGCCUCACUGUAAAACGGCUUGCUUAAAUAUGACGCAUGGUAUCAACUGUUUCAAGAAAUGCCCAGUGAAAUGCCUAAACAUGACGUGUCAUCACCUAACUCACAGCUGCCUCCAAGGAUGUAAUGGUUACAGGGACUUUCCGAACUGCACCCAGAAAUGUUCCAAUACAAUGUAUGGACCCAACUGUCUCCAAAAGUGUAGCCAAAAAUGCUAUCGGGAAGAAUGCCACUACCAAACUGGGGAGUGUACUUUGGGCUGUAAUAGUUUUAGCGACCCACCAGAGUGUGGAACAAUGUGUGUUAACGGCAGUCACGGCCUAAACUGUAUCUGCCACGAAUUCUGCGAGGAGUGCAACACUUCUAGUUCCAAGUGCUUCCGUUGUAAAAUUGGAUUUCACAGAGAUCCUACCCACAAUCAAUGCUUAGAAGUAAAAGCUGAGUGGCACUCAAAGGCAUCGGACUCGCCGGAUCAAAGGCUUCUUAUCCCGCUGGUUAUAUUUCUAUUUGCAGUCCUGGAAACUCUCAUCGCCCUGUUAGUUUUGAUCCGGCGUCGACGCCGAGGGCAAAGGUUAAAUAAGGAUAGUGAACAGUCCGAAACGUAGCCAUUAGCUGUAUAUCAUUAGCUGUAUAUCAUUAGCUGUAUAUCAUUAGCUGUAUAUCAUUAGCUGUAUAUCAUUAGCUGUAUAUCAUAAGCUGUGUAUCAUUAGCUGUGUAUCAUUAUCUGUGUAUCAUUAGCUGUGUAUCAUUAGCUGUAUAUCAUUAGCUGUAUAUCAUUAGCUGUAUACCAUUAGCUGUAUAUCAUUAGCUGUAUACCAUUAGCUGUAUAUCAUUAGCUGUAUACCAUUAGCUGUAUACCAUUAGCUGUAUAUCAUUAGCUGUAUAUCAUUAGCUGUGUAUCAUUAGCUGUGUAUCAUUAGCUGUGUAUCAUUAUCUGUGUAUCAUUAGCUGUAUAUCAUUAGCUUUAUAUCAUUAGCUGUGUAUCAUUAGCUGUACAUCAUUAGCUGUAUAUCAUUAGCUGUAUAUCAUUAGCUGUAUAUCCGUUUGUCCGUAAUCUAUGUAUGCAGUUAAAAAGAUGAGAUGAAAUGUUAAUUUUAAAUU